Molecule: messenger RNA, 3496 nt
Organism: Ceratosolen solmsi marchali
Lineage: Eukaryota; Metazoa; Arthropoda; Insecta; Hymenoptera; Agaonidae
Gene: fid
Product: class I SAM-dependent methyltransferase fire dancer
Exons: 12
Coding region: 100-3336 (1078 amino acids)
Biological process (GO): tRNA wobble uridine modification; tRNA methylation
Cellular component (GO): nucleus; cytoplasm
Molecular function (GO): tRNA binding; tRNA (5-carboxymethyluridine(34)-5-O)-methyltransferase activity; S-adenosylmethionine-dependent methyltransferase activity
Source: RefSeq, a predicted model, not a curated record
UCGGUCCUCGAACGCCAGUGAAAGGAUGAAAUAUUUGGAACCUAUAGAAAGAUCACCAUAAAUGAGUAGCGGUAAAAAGAAAGAGCGGCGCUGGUCGGGAUGUCUGAAAGCGACGGCGAGAAGACGGCCAGGUCCCUGGCCCUUGAACAGGCCUACGUGCACGAUGUAUAUGAGCAGUGUGCCGACAGGACGGUCCAGGGCAGACACUGGCCCCGCAUACAAGAGUUCCUUGAGGAGCUCGAGCCCGGUGCCCUUGUUUGCGACAUCGGCUGCGGAAAUGGAAAAUAUCUCGAUGUCAACCAUAGCAUUUUCAAGAUCGGAGUGGACCGAUGUCAGAAAUUUACAAGUAUUGCACGUGAAAAAAAAAAUGAGGUACUUGUAUGCGACAAUCUGGGGCUGCCCUUCCGGGACGAGAGUUUCGACGCGGUUCUCUCGAUUGCAGUGGUUCACCACCUCUCGACAACGGAGCGUCGGAUACAUGCCCUAAAGGAGCUGGCGCGUGUCCUGAGGAUUGGCGGUCGUAUCGUCAUCUCCGUCUGGGCAAUGGAACAAAAACACAGGAAGUUCGAAUCACAAGAUGUCUUGGUGCCAUGGCCGAAAGCUUAUUGUAUUAAUUCAUCCGGGAGUCCGAUGAAGCCCCGUGGUAUGUCGUACGACGACAGGCGUCGAGGAAAAAGCGUCCAAACGUAUUUAUUAUCUAAAAGAAAUAGUCAGAAUUACGGAAAGAACUACUGGAUAGAUCCAAUUAUCAGCCCGUCGCCUUCUACGAGCAGCCUCUCUAGCCCCAACGAAACGUGCUACAGCUUCUUUCGACGAGCCCUACAAAAACUGGCGGGCGGCCGACGAGGUAGUCGUGCAUGGUUCCUCGAGAACUGGCAGACCAGCAGCAAAGAGCGCCGAUCUGGUGACGAAGAUAACGACGGUGACGUCGAGGAUUUGCCAAUCGAGCUACGUCGCCUAGAGGAGGGUGCGACUCUCGGUCGAAGCCAUCACGGCGACAGCCUUGGCAUAAAGUCCAAGAGCCUUGGUGACAUUCUCGAGGCGCAACGACUGGAUCUUGUGCGCUCGCGCUCCAGUGUUCCGGGGCUUAACAACGCCGCAGACGAAACCCCACAGCAACAAAACCACAACCACCUCCACUACCACCACCACCACCACCAACAACAACAACAACAACAACAAGAACAUCACAACUAUCACCAACAUUACGACCACGCCCAAUUGCCACCGCAGUCUCCCAAAUCUCAACUCGUAAAAGACAAAACGCAUAUGCACAAAGAAGUCGGCGAUAGCUCACCUACUAACACUGCCAUACAAUCCACGCACAAUGAUGUUCCAAAUUUUCAAGUAAGUGUUCAUUCGUGUGAGAGUGAUCGGAGAACGUGGCGAAUGCAGAUGGCGCUAACCAGGCGGGAUAACUUAAUGCAAAAGCAAAACUCGAUGGACGAGGAGCUGAUGUCGAUGGAAAGGCUGAAAGAGCGCGAGAGCACACGGAGAAAUAUAACGAAGCAAGCUUCGCUGAACGAGGAGUUUAUUUACAAGGACCGACCAACCUUCGAGGUUUUCAAGAACACUCUGUACUCAGGCAGUGCAACCAAGAGAUUCCAGCUGCUGAAAAACGGGCUGACAAGCCGCAUUAGACAGUCCACGACGAAUAUCGAGAAGGUCUCAGGGAUAUCGAUCAAGAAUGGCUUCGUCAGGAUAUUACAGAGCUGGACGUCGACGGAAAACCCGAUAACGUCGACGGCCCCUACGACCGCGGCAACGAUCCCCUACCCGUCCAAAUCAGUGGAGUCGAGCGAGCGUCGGCCUUCCCGCGAAGACGGAUCCGAUUCAUCCAAGGAUGGAAGUCUGCAAAGCGACACGAGCGUCGAUUCCGAGGACAGCUUCGCGUCAGUCAUCUACGUGCCAAAGAAGAGUCCAUGCCCCCUGCUUGAGAGCCCCACCGUCGCCCCGAGCCAUCAACAGGGUGCAACAUCAGCACCGCCAUCACCCCGACUGAAGUACACCCCCGAGCUCGGGGCCUCGCAUCGACUUAAACUUAUUCCCUCGUCUCCCCUUCUCAAGCAGUUUCCGGCUACGAGUAAGAGUCUACCACCACCGAGUCCCCCGGGUCUCUCGCCUCGGACCCACUGCCUCGCCGCCGCAAGGCCCUUCUUCUCGGGUUCCGAGAACGCUGCCGUGUCCCAGCAACCAGUGCCCGUUGUCGCCAUCCAAGAGGCGGCCAUAGAAACGAGCUUGGAGUCCUCGGAGAUUUGUGACGAAGCCAAUGUCCCGGGCGACGAAGAGGAAAGUCGUCUUCUCGGACUACGUCAAAUAAAAGAGCUGUUGCGUCAAAAGCCGGGCUUUGCCGCGCGCACUAGACCUGCGUGUCCUCUGGUGCGACAUGCCUCUGGCCCAGAGCCCGUGGAAAAGCUCCUCCCGCGAUUCCUAGAGCUUGAGCUCUUCAAUCCGGAAACCGACGACCUCGACAGUGACUCGAGUGGAACGAGCUCGCCCGAAUCCGUCGGUUCCGUUAUCAGCGUAAUCAACGAAGGCUCAAAAAAGCCGAAUGACACACCAUCGUGCGCCCAAUCGACAGUCAGUACAUUACUCAAUCUAUUGCAGCCAAAUAAAAUCUUGCAGAAUAAAAAACCUGACGCCGUGGAAAAACGGAUAUCACCGGUGGAAAGUACAUGGAAUGAGGAAUGCAAUCAGCACCUCAUCGAUCUGACCGACAGACUCAGCGAGAAUCUCUUUCAUGACAUCAAUCAGUUUUGCGGCAAAGCGAACCUGGAGCUCAGCAAGGAGGAGGACAAAUCCGACAAUUCGAUCGAUAAUGCACGGUACCCAGUGAGCCGUAAACAAGGAGCCGAUUCGUCCGUCCAGCAUGAGCUCGAUUAUAGAGCUGAGAUGUGGAGGAAUCCGAAUAAUAGACGCCGCUCCGGGGGAUCGUUCGAGUCAACCGACUCAACUGGAACGAGCGAGGGUAGCCAGCCGGACUCAUCGGGGCCCCGUCGGCUUAGCGCCUCCUGGAGUUCGCGACCACGGUUCUGCCCUCAGACGCGCUCCGUUUCCGAGGAGAUGCGGCCCCAGCGACAACAGAUCCCUGGAGCCAGGUUACGCCGCCAACAGCAACAACCGUCAACGAGCAACGGCACACUCAGCGGCUCUUCGUCCCAAGAAUCCCUACCCUCAGACCAGAUCACCUAUCACCAAUACUAUCACGUUUUCCGCGAAGGCGAGCUCGACCAAUUAAUCGGAAAAUACAUUGAGAACCUUCACGUCAUAUCAUCGUACUAUGACCAUGCGAGCUGGUGCAUCGUAGCCGAGAAGGUCCAGGUAUGGACUAUAUGACUCAGGCCUCGGCGGACCUUCCCUAAGGAUGCUGCCGUUUAUUUGUUUGCUGCUGCUACUGCUACUGCUGAGCAGUGCUCUUUCGUUGAAAGAGUCGCGUGAAUUGCAUUUGUGCCUCUACGCGAGAAGACGUCCUGUCCUGUCCUUCCUUCCUUCCUUC